GAGAGAGACAACCAACGAUCUGGAGGGGCAAAGGAGAGGGGACAAAGGAGACUCGAGAGUCGGGACUAACCCGUCAAGAGGCUGCCAGCUGGGGCGGCACAGCAUUGGACCAUGUCUCGAUCAGCCGUGCUGGGCACCAGGCAGCUCCUCCACCAUCUCACUUCCAGCAACUUUGGCGAUCAGCGCAGGCAACGCCACCGCAUAUCCGCCUCUUCCCCUGUCGCCCCUCGCGCUUCUCCUUCCCUCUCAAGCGCCACGCCUGGAUUCUGCCCAUGGAAGACGUGCGCCGGGUGCGGGGCGAAAGUGGGCAGGAGAAUUAGAAUGGGGCAGAGGGGAUCGCGGCAGGUGGCGGGCAAUGCGGCGCGGGUGCACGUAGAGGGUGCGCAGGAGAGCGUGUCGCAAAAUCUUAUGAGCGAGAUGAUUGAGUUCUUAAAGGUGGACUUGCCUAAUCUGUUCAAUGAGAAGGGCAUCGACAAGAGCAAGUACGAUGAGAAGGUGGCGUUCAUUGACCCAAUCACUAAGUACGACAACCUGAGCGGAUACCUGCUCAACAUCCAGAUGCUGCGCUUCUUGUUCAGCCCCAUCUUUGAGCUGCGGAACAUCAAGCAGACAGGCCCUUCGGAGAUCACGACGCGGUGGUGCAUGCGGCUCUACUUCCGGCUCGUCCCCUGGGUGCCUGAGGUCGUCUUCACUGGUCGCUCCAUCAUGACCGUCAAUCCAGCCACCGGCCGCUUCAACCGCCACGUCGAUAUCUGGGACUCUAUCCAGGACAACGACUAUUUUUCCAUGGAAGGCUUGCGAGACUUCCUGAAGCAGGUCUCAAACCUCGCCCAGACCCCUCGAGGCAAGCAGAUUCCCUUCGACAUACUGAAGAGAACCGCACACUACGAGAUCCGUCGCUACCCUAGUUUCCGCGUCCUUGAGGCCUCCUCGAGCCGCAGCAUCGAAGACACGAGCAGCUUAGUGGAGCUCCGAAAGCGUGUGGAAUCGAGGUCGGAUCAGGGCGCUCCAUUGCUUCCGCUUCUUAGCUGGGUUCGUGGAGCGGAAGCCACGGCAGCGGUUCCAAGCAUACCGGUGGAGGCGGUGUUCGCACCGGAAAGCAUUUCGGACGCGUCCGUGGGCGCUGUGAGCGUCCGCGAGGUGGGCGCCUCGUGCGUCGCCGCCGUUCGAUUCAGCGGCACGCCGUCCGAAGCGUUGGUGGCGAAACUAGAGCGAGAGCUCCGGCAGGCGCUGCGGAAAGACGGCCUGGAAGCGGAAGAGGGUUACGCCGUUGCGCGGUACAGCUUUCCCGGAAGCCUGGGCUUCCUAACGAGGAACGAGGUACUGGUCUGGCUACAUGAUUACCAACUUGAUUGACUUCGCCGGUCAACUGCAUAGGUUCCGCAGUAGCCGCUCGUGCUUCUUGUAUCGUCAGAGUGGGCUUCGUUUCUGGACUCAAACCGCUACCUUUCAGAAAGCGGUUUGAAAGCUACGUUCGUCCAGUCGCUACACUUCGACGCACUUUGUACUUCAGGAAGUUAACCGAGGAGCACUGUCUCCGGCGCCCAUGUGCAUAUGGU
Molecule: messenger RNA, 1559 nt
Organism: Klebsormidium nitens
Lineage: Eukaryota; Viridiplantae; Streptophyta; Klebsormidiophyceae; Klebsormidiales; Klebsormidiaceae
Source: the annotation of a GenBank genome assembly